Messenger RNA from Rhineura floridana, 541 nucleotides. RefSeq names its product DNA polymerase beta-like. The record is from RefSeq and is a predicted model, not a curated record. The coding region runs from base 3 to 440 and encodes 145 amino acids. The transcript has a single exon. Gene Ontology annotation, cellular component: nucleus. Gene Ontology annotation, molecular function: DNA-directed DNA polymerase activity; DNA binding. NCBI's taxonomy places the organism in Eukaryota, Metazoa, Chordata, Lepidosauria, Squamata, Rhineuridae. Gene Ontology annotation, biological process: double-strand break repair via nonhomologous end joining.
AUAUGGAUAUCCUCCUGACCCAUCCAAACUUCACUUCAGAAUCCUCCAAACAGCCGAAGCUUUUGCAUCAAGUUGUGGAGCAACUGGAAAGCAUCCAUUUUGUUACAGAUACGCUUUCAAAGGGAGACACCAAAUUCAUGGGAGUAUGUCGACUCCCAAGCAAAGAUGAGGAAACCGAUUACCCAUACAGGAGAAUUGAUAUCAGGUUGAUUCCCAAAGAUCAGUAUUACUGCGGAGUCCUGUACUUCACCGGGAGUGAUAUAUUCAAUAAGAACAUGCGAGCCCGUGCAUUGGAAAUGGGCUUUACCCUCAAUGAAUACACCAUCCGGCCCUUAGGCAUCACUGGAGUCGCAGGGGAGCCCCUGGCUGUGGACAGCGAGGAGGACAUCUUUGACUGCAUCCAGUGGAAGUAUCGCGAGCCGAAGGAGCGGAGUGAAUAGCUGCUCGCCCAAGCCCAGGCACCUCCGAAAGCCCUUGUCUUGGGCUGAGGUGUUGUUGGCAGUUGAGCCUGGGCCCAUAAUUCAUUGCUUGAUCCUGUUGU